GAUCCGAUAGUUAGGAGGCCACGAUAGUUAGGAGAUGACACCGGACCUGGAAGGAUCGGGUCAAGCUGCGGGAGGAGGCAGUUCCUGCGGAGAACCGAACCGGCCCACGUGGGUCUGGCCGCCCCGCCCAGUCACGCAGACGCCGCUGGACUGUGCAGUCCCGGCCGUGCUGGGCGAGCGGUGCGGGAACUACGCAGCCACGCCAGGGCGCGUGCACGCGCAGGGAGGACCCCCUCACCCCCCUCCACCCCGCAGCUACCAGGCCCGGGAGGAACCGUAGCCAGCUUUGCAGGAGCCGGCGCCUCUAGGCCACCAGAUGUUCGCAGCCAUCCAACCAGGGCUAGCAGAGGGGGCCCAGUUCCUGGGGGGCCUGCCUCCUGGAGUCUGUCAACCCGAGCUCCAAGCAGACAAUAAUUCCAACUUUGUGGAGAGUGCGAAGGAUGCCAAUAAGAAUUGGCAUGGUGUGCCAGGCAAAAGGGAACCCACCCUGGUGAGGAGUUCCUCUGAGUCACCCUCUGACAACCAGGUCUUCCAAGCCGCUGGGCUCCUGGAGGCGGGAGUCCGCAGCCCCCCGGAGGGUGCAGAGAUCCCUGGGGCUGAGCCUGAGAAGCUGAGUGCCGCCAGCAGUGUCUGCUCUCCUCUGGAGGACAUCGGCUAUGCCAGCAGCUCCUUGAGCACCGACAGCCUCAGCAGCAGCCCAGAGCCUGUCUGUGGGACCCCUCGAGGCCCAAGCCCUCUGGACCCCCUUCUGCCCUCCGUGGCCCAGGCUGUGCAGCAGCUGCAGGCGCAGGAGCGCUACAAAGAGCAGGAGAAGGAGAAACACCAUGCGCACUUGGUGAUGUACCGGCGCUUGGCACUGCUCCAGUGGAUCCGGGCUCUCCAGCACCAGCUGGUUGACCAGCAGGCCCGACUGCAAGAGAGCUUUGACACCAUCCUAGACAACCGAAAGGAACUUAUCCGCUGUCUCCAACAGAGGGACGCACCUUGCCGGCACCAGGACCAUUGCUAAGGCCGCGCACAAGUGUGUGUAUUUGCAGGUCUGUGUGUGGUUAUGCACAAGUAAGUACAUGAGUAUUAGUUGGCCUGAGCGCAAGUAAACAUAAGUGAGUCCGUAUGUACUCACAUGUAGGCAGGUAUGUCCAGGCAUGUGUGGAUGAAGUUGUAUGUAUUAUGUGUAGCAUGUGUGUUUAUGUAUGCAUGUGUGGCUAGGUGCCUAGGAAUGUGUAUAUAUUCCCGAAUAAGGUGUACACGCAAAAGAUUUGUAUGCAUAUGUAUCAGUUAAAUGUACAGGCUUAUGUUGGGUGUGGAUGAACCUUUGUGUGCGGAGACUUACAUGUGCCAGUGCUGGCGUAAGAAGCGUGUGUUAGGAACAUGUGUAUUUGCAGAGAGACUUAGGAGCAGGUGUGUGCAAAUAUAUGUUCAGUUGCACCUGCAAGGCACCCACCCAUCCCCUGUGUUCCCAGAGUCUACCCCAGCCUUGUUCUCUACCGAGUCUCAGCUUCCUGGAGAAAGAAGCCUGUCUUGCUGGCAUAUAUUGGAGGGUGGUGGUUAUCCAUUCUCCUGGAGUUUCCCAGGCUACCUCCUGCCCCUUCCCAUCAUUUAACCAGACCUUGCUCUAUCAGCUAAGACCGCUGUCCCUAAUGCUGGCUUUUUGGUAAGAGCUUUUUUUUUUUUUUAAUUUAAUUUGGGGUGGUUGCUUUUCAUUUGUUUUGCUUAUUACAGUACAAGAGAUUGAGUCCAAAGCCUUGUGCAUGCUAGGCAAAUGUCUCACCACUGAGCUGCACCUCCAGCCCGAUAAGAGGCUUAUUGGCUGCUCUAGCCUUCCAUGGCACAUUUGCUGCUGUUUGGUCAGGGCAGUUGGUGGAGAAUGGGUCUCAGGGAGGGAACUGGCGUCAUGGUGGAGGCAGU
Molecule: messenger RNA, 1908 nt
Organism: Peromyscus leucopus (white-footed mouse)
Lineage: Eukaryota; Metazoa; Chordata; Mammalia; Rodentia; Cricetidae
Gene: C2H1orf216
Product: chromosome 2 C1orf216 homolog
Exons: 2
Coding region: 317-1009 (230 amino acids)
Source: RefSeq, a predicted model, not a curated record